This is a messenger RNA of Misgurnus anguillicaudatus (oriental weatherfish), 10052 nucleotides long. RefSeq names its product spectrin, beta, non-erythrocytic 4a (gene sptbn4a). The record is from RefSeq and is a predicted model, not a curated record. Gene Ontology annotation, molecular function: protein binding; phospholipid binding. NCBI's taxonomy places the organism in Eukaryota, Metazoa, Chordata, Actinopteri, Cypriniformes, Cobitidae.
UAAAUCUCCCCCCCCACACCCCCCCCCAGCAUACACGCACAUCCUCAAAGACUCCUCCCACAUAUCCCUCGAACCCCCUAUCCAUCCAGGUCGACAGCAGGACCGUGCAGCGACUCGCAUCGCUGAAACCGGAGCUUCACCCUGACACGGACACACAGGCGAUUUUGUUUUUUCUCUGCUUUCUUGUGCUUGUGGGAUUAUAAUGCUGAUGAUCUUUUUUACGGGAAACAGCUGAAAUCAUCGAGGUUGAGAAGAUUGGUCCAGGAGACGGAACGCAUCGGUGUUUGCCUGUGCGUGCGUGUGCCGGUUGUUUGUUCGGAGCGCUGGACUGACGCACGGAUACUGCAGCAGAACUGCAGGGGCCUGCACGCUAACCUGGAGGACAUGAGGACCCAGCGGAACCCCCGCCCCUGAGCUCCAGACCCCACUGCUGCUGCACAUUCUGCUGAGAUAGUGACUGUGUGUGUCAGUGUCGUUGCUGUCUGCUCAUUGCUUUGUGCAUGUGUGUGUGCGGUGUAGCUGAGCAGAGCUCUCAGAGGCCAAUAGGAUGCUGACAGCUCGCGAUGGAGCUCGAGAUGAAGCUCAGAAGCUGCACAGGAAAUGGAUGAAGCACCAGGCCUUCAUGGCCGAACUCGCCCGCAACAAAGAAUGGCUCGCCAAGAUCGAACAGGAGGGCGAGGAGCUGAUUCAGGAACAGCCCGAGUUACGAUCAGUUGUGGAGAUAAAGUUAAAGGAAAUCAGAGAGUGCUGGUCCCACCUGGAGACCACCACUAAAGUCAAGGCCCGGCAGCUCUUUGAAACCCAAAAUCACCGUACUGGCGACCUGCCCACCAACAGCCUCAGUGACCUGGACCAGCAACUCACCAUCAUACAGGAACAGCCACCCACUCUAAGCUCCGCCCACACCACUCAACCCACCCUCCUACAGCCCCGCCCAACAUUCAGCCAGCAACUGCAGAGGAUUCAAUCGAUGGAAGCCCAGAUGCAACUUUAUCAUGGUGUGGGUGAAGUUAGGGGCGGAGCUGAUCUGCAAAGACCGGAGGAGGACAUGCCAGGAGGUGUAGCGGAGACACGAAUUGUGCGUCUCAUUGAGCCUUUGAAGGAAAGAAGGCGGAUCCUUCUUGCUUCAAAAGAAAUGCACCAAGUCACCCAGGACCUGGAAGAUGAGAUUAUAUGGAUUCAGGAGCGGUUGCAUUUGGCCUCAUCUACAGAAUAUGGCCUCAAUCUGCAGAGCGUUCAACAGUUAAUAAAAAGCCAUGAGGCUGUGCAGAUGGAAAUUCAGGCACGGAGAGGAAGGAUUAUAGAAGUGCUGGAUAGGGCGGAGGCUGUCGCUGCUCUGCGAACGCCAGAGGUGGAACUUGUGCGGGAUGGGGCAAUGCAUAUGAGGCAGCUGUGGGAGGUGCUUCAGGUAGAGAUGGAACGUCGCACGGUGAUGCUGGAUGCCGUAAGCCACGCCCAACGGUAUUAUACGCAGGCAGCAAAGGCGGAGUCUUGGCUCAGUGGGCAGAAACUUCAGGUCCUCAAUGAGGAAAAUGGAAAUGAUGAGGCGAGUACUCUCCGACUACUGAAGGAGCAGUUGGCUUUAGAGCAGACAGUGGAGAAUUAUGCCGACACCGUGGGCUCACUGUCCCAGCAGUGCCGCCGUAUGCUUGAGUUGGGACAUCCCGACAGUGAGCAGAUCACCAAACAGCAGGCUCAUAUAGACCGGCUCUACGUGUCUCUAAAAGAACUGGUUGAACAGAGGAAGACAAAGCUGGAGCAGCAGUAUUGGCUGUAUCAGCUGAAGCGAGAGGUGGAGGCGCUGGAGAAGUGGAUCACUGAGAGAGAGGCUGUAGCAAGCUCUACUGAGCUUGGAGAGAACCUCGAGCAUGUUACGGCUCUACAGGGGAGUUUUACUCGGUUCGCUUCUGAUACACGUUCAGUGGGCCAGAAACAGAUGGAUUCGGUCAACAAGAUGGUGAAUGAGAUGAUUGACUGCAGUCAUUCUGACGCUGCCACCAUCGCUGAGUGGAAGGAUGGACUGAACGAGUCCUGGGCGGAUCUUCUUGAGCUCAUGGAGACCAGAGCACAGAUGCUAGCUGCUUCCUACCAGCUGCAUAAGUUUUUCACUGACUGUCAGGAGGUUUUGGUCCAAAUAGAGGGUAAGAUGAGACAGCUGCCAGAGGUGAGGUCCUGUCAAGUGAGCUCAGCCAACCCUGGCACACUACAGAGAUUCCUGCACUCCUUUGAGCACUCCCUGCAGCUCCUGGUGUCCCAGGUGCGGCAGCUGCAAGAAAAUGCAGCUCAGCUGCGAGCUAUUUACGCCGGGGAGAAAGCAGAUGCCAUUCUGAGCCGUGAACAGGAAGUGAUGCUGGCCUGGAAAGAGCUCCUCGUCGCUUGCGAGGGCAAUCGUGUGCAGGUUACCACGGUUACCGAUAAGAUCCAGUUUUUCGCCGUGGUGCGGGAGCUGAGCAUGUGGAUGGAUGGAAUCAUGGGACAGAUCGGAUCGUCUGACAGUGCAAGGGACAUCUCUGUGCUGGAGGGGAUGAUGGCGCAGCAUCAGAGUCUGAAAACCAAGAUGGAUAACAAGAGCAAGAACUUUGUGCAUUGCGUGGAGAUGGGAAAGAUGCUGCUCGCGGCUCGCAACCCUGCAGCUGAAGAGGUAAAGGAGAAGUUGGAGUAUGUGAUGGCAAAGCAGAAAGAGCUGAAUGAGCGAUGGGAACAGCACUGGGAGAAGCUUCAGCAGGCCCAGCAGAGGCUGCAGUCUACACAAAUGGGAUUUGUGGAGCAGUCCUGGCUCACACUUAAGGAGCCAAUCACUCCAGUAAGUCGAGAGGCAGGGGGCGGGACUGACGAGGUAGAGGAGCUGAUUCGCAGGCAUGAAGCCUUCCGCAAGGCGGCAGCAACAUGGAAGGACCAUUUUAGCUCAUUGCGACAGGCAGAGAAGUUAAAGGAGGAACAGAACAAGCCUGCCACCUCUUCUCUCCUCAGCAGACAGAUGUUUCCUCUCUCCUGUCUUGUGCCCAGCUCCUCUUCCUCUUCUUCCUCCUCCUCUCUCUUCCGUAACCCCCUUCAGGAAUCGUAUCUGGAGUCCAAGCUUGGGCAGGACCUCACACACUCCGCAGAACACACAAUGGCACACGCACUCACCCAACGGCUCGGAUCCACCUCGAACCCCUACUCACCCGUCAUGAAUGGCUCCUCCUAUCACGGGCUAAACCAACCGCCAGGGGUCGUAGGGGAGGGUCUUUCUUACCUUGGGCUUAAACAACAGGGUGUUUCAGGGUUGGAUAAUUCCGGUUAUCCAGGAUUAAACCAGCAAGUUGGUGUCUUGGGGGUGAACAGCUCAAGCUACACUGGAUUAAACCAACAGGGUGCUUUAGGAGAGGACAGCUCCGGCUACCACAGCCUGAACCAUUUAGGUGCUGUGGGGUCAAUGGAACAUAAAAUGGGAUACGCUUGGCAGCACCUGAAAGCUGACUGCCUUCAGCCCAAAAUCAACCACAUUCACAAAGCCGUUCCACCUUUACUGGAGGUGCACAGAGCUCAGCUUGCCUCUGGGAACGCAAACGUGCCAGCUCCCCCUAUGGGCCUGGACCCAUCCCUGGAGAUGAUCCACAGCCGUUUACAGAGGGACCCUCGUGGCAGUCGGUCCGACCCACAGAUGGAUCACCUGAGGCGGGAGAGAGAGUACCGUCUUGGCCGUCAGACCUCCAGUGAGCAGGAGAUUCAAGCGAGACUCAACGAACUCCCGCUCAUCGUUAGACAGGAGCGAUACCGGAGGAGAAUGGAGAGACAGUCGUCCAGCGAGCAGGAGGGAAGCGGAAAACAGAGAGUGCAGAAACAUGACUCCAGCGAUGCAGAAUCUGGGAAAGAGCCAUCUGACAAGAGACUAUCCGCGGAGAAGCGUUCCACUAUGGCUGAGAUUGUUGAACAAGCUCAGGAGAGAGAAGCUUGCAAUGCAAGGGGAGAACCAUACCGGCCCCCCAGCAGCCUUUCUGCACCGGUGAGCCGCUUCGAUCGACCCCGGGCACGUGAUCGCCCCAAACCACGGCGGAGACCUCGCCCAAAAGAGCCCGAGGAGCCACGGAGGUCGCGUUCUGCUCCUGCCCAGAGUGUCCCAACCACACCCCAACCUCCUACACAUACCAUCGAACAUGAAGGUUUCCUUUACAGGAAACACGAAGAGGAGGGAAAAGAGAGGAGCCCUAACAGCAAGUCGUGGGUCAACCUGUUUUGCGUGCUCAAACAAGGAGAGAUCGGUUUCUACAAGGACGCAAGACACAAGACCACACCCUACAAUGACGAGCCACUUCUCAACCUGGCCAUCUGCACCUUUGACACUACCAACGGAUACAAAAAGAAGAAGAAUGUCUUCAUUCUCAGGACCACUGCUGAUGAAUACAUCUUCCUGGCCAAGGAUGAGGAGGAUCUGAAGGGUUGGGUCAACAGUAUCAAUGCUAGCCUAAAAGAGAUUGAAGAAAUUGCCAAGUGGGAAAAAGCCACAAACUCCUCCACUGACCCCGACAAAUCAGAGCGUAAGGAGCGAUCUGAAGGGGCGGAGCCAUCGGAGGGGGCGGAGAAAUCUGAACGAUCAGACCGAUCAGAUAAAAUAGAGGGAUCGGACAAAAGCUCAGAAAAGAGGGACGCAUCCGAGAAAGAAAGCGGAGAGCGAGGAGGGAGAAGAGAACGAGGGGAGAGAGCGGAAAGGGGCGAACGGGGCUCCAGGGGUUCCAGCACUUCUGGGAAAAGCAAAUGACUCAUCUCUCCACACGUUUAUUUAUUCAUCCAUCCUUCCAUCUUUUCAGAGAGAAGACAGGACCCGUGUCGCUCUGUCUCCGUGUCUCUGUUUGUCCUGACAGUCCGAUUUCAGGACGGACGCCAUUGAUCGUGUCCCCUGAAAUGUCUGUUCCGAUGCGUGUCUGUGUGCGUGCCAAUAAGUUAAAGAGAAAGUAUAUGAAAAACAGUAUCCCAGCAAUCAGACGGGCCCGUUCAGCCGCCCUGCUCGACUCUCACAGAAAAGGCACUUUAGAUUAUUGAGGAAGACUAUAGCCCUUGAUAUUUUAGAAGCGUUUUCUUGAAGCAAUAUACUGUAUGUAGUAACUGAUACCGCUUGUUUUAGCUGCUCUGCUCUUCCGAGCUUGUGCAAGAUAGAGAAAGUACUCGAGGGAAAUCUGUGGUAGAUGUGAUUCUCCUGUUUGACACCCUUUCGCGCCCCCACACAGACAUACACACUCACUCAGUGCAUUAUGGGUAGGUGUUCGGUAUGGAACGCCAUUUUCUCUCUCACCUGAGGCUGUACACGUCUUCCACCCGCUUCCUGUAAUAAAGGUUUAAAUCAUGCGAGACACUUUGCAUUGCGUGAUUCGGUAAAGGGGAGGAAUUGCAAUUCGUGAAUUUAAUGUGUAAUGAUUGUCUGGCUAUGUGUGUGUGUGUGUGUGCGUGUGAAUGUGCAUACAGCUCAGUCCAAAAGGAGCUCAGAUGUAUUACGUAUAAUCUCAUGGAUCGUAUUUAUUAGGUUAUUGCUAUACAAAUUUAAAGUGCAAGGUUCUCUCUAUUCUUUCCUGAACUAAGAGGAGCUAAGAACGAUCAGCCACCCUCCGUAUGUGUACAAUAAUGCUGCUUUUUAUCAUCUUUGCCCCUCACAUCAUCCUUUGAUUGUAAAAUGUUUAGUACACAUAAAAAUAGGGUGUCUGUGACUUUGUCAUGCUAUAACGAAAAGAUUGUAUAUAAAUAUAUAAAUAUAUAUAAAUAUAUAUUUGUAUAUAUACACACACACACUAGUAAACGAGUUUUACUUCUAUGAGCUGCAACAACUAAUUACAGUAAAAAUAUCAUUUUUAUCAACAUACGAAAAUGUAACAUAUAAAGAAAAACAAUUAGUUGUUUAAAUUGCUCCUGGCUCCUGAAUUUAGCCAGUAAACAUGCGUCGUGUAAGUCGCCUGUUUUGUAGUCUCUCGUAUAGAGAAACGCAGAGACUCUUGCCACUACGGUUUGUGAAUGGCCAGGGCAAAAGACCAGGAUCCUUGUAAAAAGAAAUUCCCAUUCAAAUGCUCAGAGACUGUGAUUGGGUUUAAUUUAUAUAUAAAGACCGUCUCUUGACUGCUGUUGAAUUGACUAAAACAAGGACGAUGAUUUUCCCCUAAACCGAAUAAACGGGAACCGUUAAAAAUCUAAUUUGUCAGUUUUUAAAAUGUUUUUUUCUUCACUAGAUUGUACCGACGGUUCAGUGGCUCAAGUUUUAAAUUAUGAAUCACCUUGCUGAGGUCAAGCUUUUUUCUCUUUGGCUAUUUUCACCAUACAAAGUUCCUCUAAUUUUUCAGUCACUACCACUAAGAAGUUCAGACUCUUCACUGGCCUCAUCGUCUAUGCAACAUCAAAUGUCUGCAUCAUUCUCUAGGGCAGUGUUUCCCAAUCCUGGUCCUCGCAAACCCUCUCCCAGAAUGUUUUAGGCCCUGUCCCAAAUGGUGCACUUUAUAUGGACUUUUGAGCUUGUUGCCUUAAAUUGCGCGUGUUCGCUUAGUCUAUGAGUCCGUAGGGUGUGCCAUUUGUCAUUUUUACGCUCCAAAGUGUGCUCAUCAGCGCUCCCUUUGCACCCUUAAAGGUAUUCUAAGCGAAUUUACGCGUUUUAGACCAUAAAACAUUUUUUGUUACAUACAGCAAACAUCUCCUCACUAUCUGCUUGCUGCCUGUCCGCUGAUCAAACUGUAAAAAAGCGAUCUCUGUAGACAACCCAGGCUCUACAAACUGCAAUAAAAACACAGUGGCCAAACCUACCACCAGAAACAUAACAAAGUGUUCCAGCCAAUAAACAACAAGAAGGAUUUGGGGGUGGGGGAAACAGUUCAAACAUCAACAAAAAGUGAUGUCUGACAGAUUCACUUAGAACGCCUUUAAUGAGGUCUUCAGCGAAGCCCGCACUGCUGCAGGCUUUAUGCACUUUACCAACCCAGAAGUCCUUGCGAAAGCGCAAUCAGACAAAUCAGACGACGGAUGGGAGGAGUUCACACUGACAGGGGCAACUUCUCUUCCUAUUUCCAGCGUGACCCUCGAGUCUGUCACAAAAUACGACUCCAGGGUGUCCUCGUCAAAGGUCCCUAAGGUCUGCACUACAUGAUGUCAUCAAAGUGUGGACUCUAAGAAAGCCCACAAGUCCAGAGUGUGACAUUUGGGACAGGGCCUCAGAUGUUGUCUCAUUUAAAACACCUGAUUCAACUCAUCAGCUCAUUACUGUGGGUUCACACCAGCCGCAUUUGAGGCGUCAAAUUUCGAGUUUACUCGCUUAAUUCGCGCGUUAAAGCCAAGAGUGAAAUUCUAGUCAUCGAGACAUUCAUGCGGAAAUUCGCAUCAUGGGAGGGGCUUCUGCAACUCCGCUCGCUUCCUGUAAUCACGUCACUACUAGAGCAAGCUCCUGAUUGGUUAACGCGAUGUGUUUUUCCCCCGAAGUUCACAUUUUUCAACUUGCGUGUUUCCCGCCGCAACACUCAAUUCGCGCCAUUCUAGACGCACAAAUGAGGUGGAAUCGCGUCUACCGUGCUAAACGCCUCAUUCCUGCCGCGAGACCUCCAGACGCGCGUCAAUGCGUCUUCACAUUGACUUAACAUUGAAAUCACUUGCGGUUGACGCCUCUUCCGCGGCUGGUGUGAACGCAUCAUUAGAGACACACUUUAAGCUGAGGUCACACGAGAGUGUUUGUCGAACAUUACUGUGGGGAGUGGCCGAUGAGCAGCUCAUCAAUAUGAUCUUUGGCUUCUGCUUUUCAGUAGAGAAAAGGGUCAUGCAGUAAAAUGCCGUUUUUUUACUGGUCACAAUGCUCCACGUGAUACGAAUGUGCAGGUCAAAGUUCAUCAGAUGUGUACUUUGCUACGCAAUGACAUAAGAAAUAUCGUCGCACGAGCUUGCAUUUCCAGUCUGACGCAUUCACUUGCGUAUGAAUGGAAGUCUGUAGGAAGGAAAGUCUAGUGUGAUUGUGGCUUUAACCAUUCUGGAAGGAGUCUGAUGAGAUAAAUCAGGUAUUUUAAAUAAGGUAACAUCUAAAACUUUCUGGGAGGGGUUAAGCGAGGACCAGAAUUGGGAAGCACUGCUCUACGGUGUUAAAUCAUGUAGAAUGUGGAAAAGGAUAUUUCAUCCAGAAAUGUUGUUUCAUCCUCAUGUUGUUCUAAACCUGUUUAAGUUUCUUUAUUCUGUUGAACACAAAAAAGGACAUUUUGACAAAACUGUGGUCCACGUUGACUUUGGGUAUACUGUGGCAGUCAUUGGGUUCCAUCAACUGUGUGGUUAAAAAAAUCUUAAAGGCGGGGUGCAUGAUUUUUGAAAAACACUUUGGAAAAGGUAGUCUGGCAGACUACUAAAACACACUUGUAGCCAAUCAGCAGUAAGAGGCGUGUCUACUAACCAACAUCGUUGCCUGGGCUGCGUAUGUGUGAGGGGGGGUCUAUCAAAAGAAGGUUCCGUUUCUAUUGGGGUAGGGGCGUGAUUGUUUAGAUGAUUUUAAAUGUCAUCAUUGGCUUUUAGAGAUCAUGCACCCCACCUUUAACAGAAGAAAGAAACGCAUACAGGACAACAUGAGUGUGGGUAAAUGAUGACAAAAACUAUCCCUUUAAGUACAAUUAUAAGUAAUCACACUUACAAUGCCACCUGUGGCAAAUUUUUUCUAACAAAUUCUCAAGGUUUCCCCACUGUGAGAUGACCUAAUGAACUAAAGACUAUCCUUUCCCUUUACAGACUGAUUGAAUGUCCAAAAAUUUGUAAUUCCCUAAUGACUACAUAGAGAUGGAGAUACAUAAUGGGAAAUCCCAGUCAGACAGACUCAGUAUGAAAGUAGGCUGCUAUGCAGUUAAAACACACCUGCUGGUUAAGCACUUGUGAAAGUAUUUCAUACAGACGCACCUGACCUCUGAUCAGCUUAAAUAAAACAUGAAGUACUUUGACCUGCAUGUAAAGAUAAGCUGAUGUCUGUUUUCCAACAUCUAAAAUGUUCAGUGAUAGUGCAGAGCUACACCCAACAAUGAGCAUGCUGAAGUUAAAGAGGUCACAUGAUACAAAAUACAUCAUCACUUAGAGUACCAGUUAGGCCCAGUCUAACUACCAGCGUUGCUUAAACCCGGUGUAAUAGAGUCAAAUCUUCCCAGGACUGAAAGAUGUACAUUAUACGCUGCAUAGUAAAUGAAGACAUUUAUUGAGAGCGAUUUAAAUUUGUACUGUAUAUCUGCCUCUGAUAAAUGUGAUUAAGUGAUGUUUGUUAUUGAAAUGUUGUUGUGUUUGUCUCUGUUUCAUCUUCGCUGAAGUAACCGGCAAGCCAACUACCCCCUCCCACCAUCAAAUAUAUCCAAAAAAAUACUUGGACCAUUUUGCUUUUGGACGCUUCUGUUUAUCCAUCAUUUCUUUCAGAGUGACCUCAUCUGGGGUCUGUCUGCAAAAAGCACAAUUUCACCUAAACCAAUCUGGAGUAUCGGAAUAAACACUGGAUGCUUUUUCCUACGUCAUGCAUUUCUUAAAGCCGCCACAUGAGUUCAGUGUUGCACAGCAAGUUUAUCAGCAGCUGCAAGCACCAUCUCAAGAUAACUUUUUUUGAACUUCACUUGAACUUCUUUUUAUCUGCAACGUUUGACCGAUAUUGUCAAUAUACGAUCCGAACUCUAUAUUUGUCUGUGAUGCAAUUUACUUUUGCUAGCUUUGCUUAAUUUCUUUAGUUCAUCAUCUGCCCGCUUGACCUCACCAGCAAGUCUUUUGUUUUUAUAAUUUUGGAAAGAAUGAAAAAAAACAAGCCCUAAAAUAAAGGAGGGGCGUGUGGGUUUCCCUCCUUUAUCCAAAGUCAGUCGUUUUACACAUGAAACUAAAGAAAAAUACUUAUCAAGUUGCAUGAAAGAGAAUAUAGAGGUGAUUUCUAUGCAACAGUUGUGCAUGUUUAUCAAAAGGGUUUCAAUCUUCAGCAAAGCACUGGGUUUGAUUGAUGAUGAUGAUGAUGAUGAAGAAAUGAGUGGAAUGAGCAGAUGACUUGUAUAGAAAUGAGACAUUAAAUCAUUUAUGAACUGAUAUCUGCACUAAUUCAUAAAUACAGGUUGUAUAUAUCA